AUGCACCUCAUGUACUACCUCGGCGAGGACGGCAAGCGCGUCUACACGCUCAAGAAGGAGACCCCGGCCGGCGCCCCCACGUGCUCGGCGCACCCGGCGCGCUUCUCGCCCGACGACAAGUUCUCCAAGGAGCGCAUCACCACCAAGAAGCGCUUCGGCCUGCUGCCCACGCAGUCGCCCGACCCGAUCUUCCAGUAA
Molecule: messenger RNA, 198 nt
Organism: Phytophthora sojae
Lineage: Eukaryota; Oomycota; Peronosporomycetes; Peronosporales; Peronosporaceae
Exons: 2
Coding region: 1-198 (65 amino acids)
Biological process (GO): ribosome biogenesis; rRNA pseudouridine synthesis; snRNA pseudouridine synthesis
Cellular component (GO): box H/ACA snoRNP complex; box H/ACA telomerase RNP complex
Molecular function (GO): telomerase RNA binding; box H/ACA snoRNA binding
Source: RefSeq, a predicted model, not a curated record